Molecule: messenger RNA, 3253 nt
Organism: Portunus trituberculatus (swimming crab)
Lineage: Eukaryota; Metazoa; Arthropoda; Malacostraca; Decapoda; Portunidae
Product: outer dynein arm-docking complex subunit 4-like
Exons: 15
Coding region: 356-2776 (806 amino acids)
Molecular function (GO): protein binding
Source: RefSeq, a predicted model, not a curated record
CAAACAUCGACUGGAGUAUCUGCUGUGAUAUUCUUCACAUUAAGGCUCUUUGUGGGCAGUGGGCGUGGCCUUAGAGACAUUAUCAUGAGCGCAGACGUAUCGCAUGCGCUUAUUAAUAUUUCUCGUUGAGAAAAAUAUAAAAAAGCGGUAUUGUGUCCUUUGAUGUGUUGCGAAAAGUGAAAAAAAGUGGAUAAAUAGGUGACGGACAGGGAGCAGGUGGUGAACCACGUGAUGGGAUGCCACUGAACGAUGCUUUAAGGAAGACAAGGAAGUUCGUAUGUACGAGACGUUUGAUGGCUAGCCCUUAUUGAUGCCUCGACUCUGACCGAUCUAUGGACAAAGAGGAACGGGGGGGAUGGGGGGUCAAGUGGAGGCCAUUGUGCUUUCCCCCGCCCCCGGGGACGAGGAGGCCACGCAAGACGGGAGUUUUCAGGAGAGGCCAGACCAAGAACUUUGGCGUCAAGGUGACCAAGGGGUGAAGGAUUUACAGGAAGGGCAAGGCUCUCAUGUUUCUGGGAAGGACGAUGGAGGAAAGAAGGAAAAGAAGGACGCAGGAGGCGGCGACGGUGAGGGCAGUAAGGCUGCUGAAGAAAAAGCAAGAGAGGAUGGGGACAACAGUGCAGGACAGGCAGAACUCGUCGGAGGGAAGGUCACAGAGGGUACUGCCAAAGAUGAGAGUCACAAAAAACCUGCCUUGGAAGAUCGCUCCGGGAACAAGAAACGAAAAGGGAGUGGAGGCAGAGACGAGAAACCUCACUCUGUUGAGAUCAGGAUCCAUCCUCCCAACGCCAAGCGCAUUUCCACCUCUAAAAGGCAAGCCACAAAUAUAAAAAACACAAACACCGCCCAGAAGAAGGCGCCCAGCAGCAGAUUGAAACCGUCCAAAAUGCGAGACGGUGAAGAGAGAGGAUCCAAACUUCCAUCACCCGAGCGAGGGUCACGCGGUGCUUCUCCGGAACAAGGGCGCAACAAGUCUCCUGGUAGCGGGCGAGCCUCACCCCACGUGGUGCAGCAGGGCUCAGACGCGGAUGACAAGCCCAAGUCCAACAUCGGCAAGACCUCAGAUUCAGAAAAGGACGUCGAGGAAAACAAGAGCAAGACCAUCACUGGCGGUAGCGGCGCGGGCGAGAUCUCUAGAGAUGCACCACCCACUUCCCACCCUAGGAAGCCGCCCGUGGAGGACAGGGCACUGCAGGCCAUUCUUGCCGCCAGAAGGAGGAGCCUUGAGAACGCUGGCAAGGCUGAGCCGGUUAAAAGAAAAAAAGAAAGACGCUUAGUACAGCCUGAAGAAACUAACUUCUCAGCGCAUCUGACGGAGGCACAGCGAGCCAUCACGCUGGGCAAGGUGGAGACCGCUCUUUCCUGCGCCCAGAAGGCGGUGGAUAGCGGCGGUGACCCGGCUUCUCUGGUGGUGCGGGGCCGCUGCCAUCUGCUGCUAGGGCACCUGAAAGACGCCCUGGAGGACGCUCGGGCAGCACUCACGCAGGAUCCUUCACUGGUAAAGGCCGUGCUGGUUCAAGCGGAGGCUCUGUAUGGCAUGGGGGAGUUCGAGCGCUCCCUGGUGCUGUUUCACCGCGGGGCACGCAAGCGGCCCGACCUGACAGCCUUCACGCGCGGCAUCCACAAGGCAAGGGAAGCCGUGGUGAAUGCUAUUGGAGCUAUUGGCGGGCCUCGCGACGGAGGUGACAAUAAAGGUGAUAAGUUUCCCGAACCGGAGGAAGUACAGACGGCGACGACUCUGACAGACGGCACCACGGGAUCAGGACAGUCCCAGGCCACCAGUGUGACGGCCGCCUCCACGCCCCACGGCCCCAAGACAUCCAAAACAGCCUCCAAGAGGCUGCUCGGUGGACUGAGCCGCGACAAGGAGUUCUUAGCAUCUCUCGUGAAUCACCGGAGUCUGCAGAAGGAGCUCACGACGGUCAACACUAGCGUGGGUUCGGGGUCCCAGGUGGCCGCCGUGGCUAAAGAGGCCCUUACUUCACUGCAGCACCUGGAGUCCUUCAUGUGGCAGCGAGACCCGGGAGGUGCAGGGGCGGCAGCGGGGACGUCAGGGGGGGCGGCAACCAAGACGGUGCUUCAGGAAAGGGAGAAGAAAGCAAGAGCGAGACUGAAGGCAACUCUAAGACGUCGAGUGAAUGCAGUCCUUCAGAAACUCCAGCAGGAAGAAGACGUGGAGGGGCCCAUGAGGGAGGCUGAGGAGCUGCUGGCGGAGGUACGGGACGCGGGCAUCGGCGGGUGGCUGCUGUGUCGCCUCCUCGUGGGCGUGGGUGUGGCGCUACCUAAGUGUGGACGUAACGAGGACGCCGUGGCUGUGUUGACUGACGCCGUCCAUAUAGCAAGAGCCAAUGAGUAUGGCGAGGAGGAGCACGUGGCUGUGGAGGCGUUGGGCAAGUCCCUAGCAGAGCGAGGACAGCAUGCCGAGGCGGUGGCCGUGUGGGAGCGACGCAUCCCCGCCGCCACCAACAGCUGUCAAAGGGCGUCACUCUUCCUCCUCAUCGCUAAGUCCUACUUCGCCAUGCGCAAGGUGGAGACAGGGAGAUUCUACGGCACCAAGAGUGUGAAGGAGGCGGAUGAUGGACAUGACAACCGCACCGCCCUGUCUGCUCUACUGGCCCUGGUGGACGCUGAUGCUCGCCAGGACAACAUGGAGGCAGCUCUUAAGACACUGGAGAAGUGCGACGCCCACCUCUCAGACGCCCCGGCAGACCUACUGGAGGAGUACUCGACCAUCAAGGGCAAACUCUCACACUGUAAAGAAGAAACCUCCUCGUAGCAGACGGCGCUCGGAGGAUGGAGCAUAGAAGCGUGGGAGGCGCGUCGGAGAGACUGACUAGUAGUGCUGGCCGAGUGGUGGACGUGUAAAAAAACUACAAAAUUGAUUGUAGGAUGAAAAAAGAAAUGAAGAAUGAAAUGAAACAAAACAAAACAAAAAUGGAAUAUGUUGUUGCAAAGAUUAAGGGGUAGAAGUUAUUAUAUUGUUGAGGGUGUUGUGAGAGAAGGAUGACGACUAAAUGGUGUGGUGCGUGAUGAAUGGAUGGCUUUUUAAAAAGAGUGAGAGAUUAAAAAAAUGGAAAAAGAUAUGACGGUUAUAUAAACGUGAAAAUAAAUAAAUAGAAACGACUGAAUAAACAUGACAGGUGUGAGAGGCGUCACACACCCAUACGCACACACACACACACACACACACACACACACACACACACACACACACACACACACACACACACACACACACACACACACACACACA